Humulus lupulus (European hop) is the source of this 1067-nucleotide messenger RNA. RefSeq lists its product as uncharacterized. Gene Ontology annotation, molecular function: RNA binding; methyltransferase activity. The record is from RefSeq and is a predicted model, not a curated record. NCBI's taxonomy places the organism in Eukaryota, Viridiplantae, Streptophyta, Magnoliopsida, Rosales, Cannabaceae. Bases 45 to 977 code for a protein of 310 amino acids. The transcript has 9 exons. Gene Ontology annotation, biological process: methylation.
AACCAGUAUUACUGUCAAGGUUCGGCCUCUACCUUAACCAAGUUAUGGCGCUGCGGUUUCUGAAGCUUCCCAAUCACAUCAGCACCUCUCGCAGUUGUACGACCAACUCAAGCUCCUUUUUCGUAUCCAAAUCCAAUCUUCACAAACUUUCCGUGAGAUGGGUCGGAGCUCAAAUGCAUACUCCGGUAAGAAGCUUUGCUGUUGCGAAAUCGGCAAAGAUUCAACCACCUAAAAAGAAGAAAAGGCUUGAUGAGAUAUGUGUUGAAAGGUUUCAACAAUACAGCCGAACCUUCAUACAGUCUUGGAUAUUACAAGGUAAAGUAUUUGUGGACGGGAAGGUAGUCAAUAAAGCUGGAACACCUAUUCCUGAUAAGGCUGUUGUUGAGAUAAAGGCUGAAGUGCCCAAAUAUGUAUGUAGAGCAGGACACAAGUUAGAGGCUGCCAUUGAAAAGUUGGGUGUUGAUGUUUCUGGCAAAGUAGCUCUUGAUUCUGGGUUGUCCACUGGAGGAUUUACCGACUGUUUACUUCAGUAUGGUGCAUCAUUUGUUUAUGGGGUUGAUGUUGGUUAUGGACAGGUGGCUGACAAAAUUCGAAAAGAUGAACGUGUUUGUGUAAUAGAAAGGACAAAUUUACGAUACCUUUCUGAACUCCCCCAAAAGGUUGAUUUGGUGACUCUAGACCUCUCAUUCAUCUCUAUUCUCCUGGUUAUGCCUGCUGUACUUAAUGUGAUGAAGGAAGAGGCGAGUUUAGUGACUUUGGUAAAACCUCAAUUUGAAGCCCAGAGAUCACAGGUAGGAAAAGGUGGGAUUGUAAAAGAUCCACUUGUUCAUCAAGAGGUUCUUGAUAAGAUUAUCAAAGGAGUAGAGAAUAAUGGAUUCUCCAGCAAAGGGUGGAUCGAGUCUCCUCUUAAAGGUGCAGAGGGCAAUACAGAAUUUCUGGUUCACUUUAUUAGAACAACUGAGCAAAAUGCAGAAUGAUUUCUAAUACUAGUGUAUUUUACAUUUGGUUUGAACUUUAUUUACAAAAUAUGAAUGCAAUGCAAGUAUCUGAUAAAAAAAUUCAGUUCA